Molecule: messenger RNA, 2229 nt
Organism: Hydra vulgaris (swiftwater hydra)
Lineage: Eukaryota; Metazoa; Cnidaria; Hydrozoa; Anthoathecata; Hydridae
Product: leishmanolysin-like peptidase
Biological process (GO): cell adhesion; proteolysis
Cellular component (GO): membrane; cytoplasm
Molecular function (GO): metalloendopeptidase activity
Source: RefSeq, a predicted model, not a curated record
AGCCGUUGUUUGCUGCUUGAACAUUUUACGGAUAAGAAUAGUGAAAGCACAAAUAUUUAUAUUUAAAUAAAAUAGUAUUAAAAGUUGACAAUUAUUGUCAUUAUAUAAAAAAGCGCAUAAAUUUGCAAAAAAUAGACAUUUUUUAAUCUAAUCAAUAUUGAUGUUUUUUAAUGGAUAUUUUUCCUGAAGUGCUGUACGUAAAAAGUUCAUGGCUGUCAUAAUUAGAAAUAGUUUAAUUUUAUGUGUAUUUUUGCUGUAUUAUCAAAAAGCUGUAGUAUCAGUUCAUUGGAUACCUAAAAUUAAUGAUGUAGUUCAUAAUGUGCACAUUGGACAUCACAGUAGUCUUGUGGGACAAUCAAAUAUGCAAAAUAUUCAGUUUAAGGUUAUCUUUGACAACAGUGUUGACAACCUUAAACCUGCAAAACAAAUACUUGUUAAGAAUCGUUUGAUUCCGGCAGCUAUUAAAUACUUUCAUGAAACUUACUAUGUCAGUAAACAUACCGAACCCAUUCAACUUCAAAGAAUGUGCAAAGCUAGUUCCUUUUAUCUAAAAGAUAACGAAGGGAUUGAAUCUGGACAUGUGCAAUACUGCAAAUUAGCCUGUGAAAAAACACUUUGCGGUCCAGUUAUAGUUCCCGAGCGAUUUUUAGACCAUUGCAGAACUUGUGAUGAACACGGCAAUAAUUGUAAAAAAAAUGUUAACGUUCAUUUAGAUCCAGAUAAACUUGCAAAUUUUGUACUUUUCGUAUCCUCAAUGCAAACAGAUCAUUGCAACGAAGCCAAUAUUGUUGCUUAUGCAUCAUAUUGUCAGCAAGAGCACGCCUUAAAUCGACCGGUAGCCGGGUUUGCGAAUAUUUGUCCUGAAAAACUGUUAACUGAUCCUCAAUCGUUUGAAAGUCUAUUAUCCACAGUAAAGCAUGAAAUUUACCACGCGUUGGGGUUUAGUGUUGGAUUGUAUGCAUUUUACCGAGAUAAAAACGGUUUACCUUUAACUCCUAGACUAGAAAAUGGCAUGCCUGAAUACAAUAAUGCCAAAAGUCUUUACCAAUGGAGUGACAAAGUUUUAAAAAAAGUUAUCAGAAAAGAUUGGAGUAUUUCUGGUGGUUACAUAAAGCAUGAAAUUCAAAUGAUUGUCACUCCCACAGUGCAAAAAGAAGUUAGACGUCAUUUUAAUUGCGAAGACUUGGAGGGAGCUGAACUUGAAAAUCAAGGUGGCGAAGGCACAUCGCUAACUCAUUGGGAGAAAAGAGUUUUUGAAAACGAAGCUAUGACUGGUACUUAUACCCAACAUCCAGUAUUUUCAAGAAUAACACUUGCAUUAAUGGAAGACACUGGUUGGUAUAAAGCUAAUUACGCAAUGGCAGAAGAUUUGGAUUGGGGAAAAAAUUUAGGAUGUUUUUUUGUAAAAAAUAAUUGCCGAGCAUGGAUUGCAAGCCGCAUUGAAAACAAAGAGUCAACAUCACCUUAUUGUGCAACAUUAAAACAAUCACCUCUACACAUGCGAUGCACACAUACAAAGCUUUCUUUAGCCUUGUGUAAUUUAGUUAAAUACACUUCUGAAUUACCGAAAGAAUUUCAAUACUUUGAUAGACUUGGUCAAAUACCUGUAAAAGAUAUUCAUACCUAUGGAGGGGCGGUUGAAUUAGCAGAUUUUUGUCCAUUCUACCAAAAGUUUACUCUGACCGAAGAAGAUGGUCGAAAAAGAGGUACUACAUGUACAGUAAAAGAAAACUCGCCAGCUAAAAACAAAAAUUAUGCUCUAGAAUCUUAUAGUAGCGAGGCAAAAUGUGUUGAGCAUGGAAGACACUGGAUAGCAAAAAAAGAUCUGUUAACUAGGACCAUGCUCGAUUGGGGAUCAGGUUGCUAUGAAUUCGACUGUACAAUGCAUGGGUUAUUUUUAACUGUUGGAAACAAAAGAUUUUUAUGCGACCAACCAAGCAAAAAAAUAGAAGUUAUUGAUAAUAUGAACGGAUGGAUUAUAAAUGGAUCUUUAGUAUGCCCUUCGUGUCAUGAUUUUUGCAGCAAUAAAAGAUUUUGCUCUGACUCCCCAAAAAAGUUAAUUAGUCAAACUUUUACAAGCGAAGAAAAAACUGUUGCUUUAUCAGUUGGAAUUAACUCGGCAACGUCUUUAUCAAACCAUUUACUUUUAAAUUUUUACAAACUUUUAUGCUUUCAUUUUAUACUAAACCUUUUUUUAUAGAUAAUUUUAUUUAAAUAGAAAGUGUGUGU